Ochotona curzoniae (black-lipped pika) is the source of this 1299-nucleotide messenger RNA. RefSeq names its product T cell immunoglobulin and mucin domain containing 4 (gene TIMD4). The record is from RefSeq and is a predicted model, not a curated record. Lineage: Eukaryota; Metazoa; Chordata; Mammalia; Lagomorpha; Ochotonidae. Bases 11 to 1132 code for a protein of 373 amino acids. The transcript has 9 exons.
GGUAUAAGAAAUGGGCUAUGGACAGACAGACAGACUCCUGGGUCUGUUGGCAUUCACCAUGUCCAGGAGACUUCUCAUUUUCUGGCUGGCGAUUGGGAUUAAGUGGCUUUACCUGACAUCAGCUGCAUCAGAGAUAGUCCAGACUGGAGUUUUGGGCAAGUCAGUGACUUUGCCCUGUACGCAUUCAUCUUGGUCUCGCAGCAGCAACAGCAUGUGCUGGGGCAGAGGACCAUGCCCCAAUUCCAAAUGCAACCAGGAGAUUCUCCACACUGAUGGAACAAAGGUGACCUCACCUAAAUCAUCAAAAUACAGGCUUUUGGGGAAUAUCCAGAGAGGUGAUGUCUCCUUGACCAUCUUCAAUACCAAUGAAGAUGACAGUGGAGUGUACUGCUGCCGCAUAGAGGUACCCGGCUGGUUCAAUGAUGUGAAGAGGAAUGUUCGUCUGCAGCUAAAGAGAGCACCCACAACCACUCGCCGAACGACAACCUCUCGUCCAACUACCACCCCCCGUUUGACAACAACUACUACAGUGCUUCCAACCACAGUUGGGACUAACCCCGACCUCACAAGUGGGACAACACUACAGACAACCACUGCUCUCCUCACAACAGUGACAACCACACCCCCUGCUACAACCCUGGCCUCCCUUCCAGAGACAUCCACAGGGCCCCUGACCACUGGCACAGAAGGGCCCAUUCUCGCCCCAGAAUCAGAAACGUUUUUUGCCUCUGGUGACUCAUGGACCAGUGUUGGGAUAACUUCAGCAGGCACUCCAUUGCUCUCCUCCAAAGCUUCUGAAGCAUGGGUUCUCUCAUCAACAUUCCGAGCAUCUACACAGCAAAUGAAUGUUUCUAUGCUUGAAGGAUCUGAGAUAGCAGUUCUGGAUCAAAAUGAGGAAAGAGUAAUUGUGGAUCCAAAUGAAAAGGUGAAAAUGAGUCUACUGAUGAUCAUUGCCCCUUGCGUGGGGUUUAUGGUGUUGGCAUUGCUUGCAGUGCUCCUUCUGCGAGGAAAAGUCACGAAAACCAAUUGUUUGCAGGAACACACAAGGAUAAGCAAUGCUGGAGAAACAAAAAAUGGCUUCUGUGACAUGCAGCAGGGAAGGGAAGACGAAGAGGGCCUUUUCACACUCUAGACUGUGGCCUUUUGUUCAACUUGAGGACAGGGCAUGCACCGGAAGCCUCAGAAUAAGUCUUGGAAUGUUUCCAUUUUUGUUUCUUAGGAAAACUUCACCUAUCCCAUUGCUGUCAUCAACCCAACCUUCACUUUGCUUUUGCAUGUGAAAUGUACUUGAGAGUCACA